CACCUGUACUCUGUCAAACUUUGUCAAUGCUUCACGUGGUUUUUAUGCAUUCGAGCUGGUCAUGGAAGACUAUCCCACCCAGAACAUAACUCUAAACUACACUGCCAUGGCCGCGGUGGUCAGAUCUCCCUUCAUUAAUUCAUCUUCCAAUCCACCAUUGAGCAAAAUACCUCUCCAGUUUGCAGUAGAAGUGGAAGCUCCUGCACCAUCUUGCAUCGAGGGUGAAUAUCUACCUCGGUUCAUCCACCCAACACCUAAUCAGGGAGAACAUCUACAGGCUCGUGUCAAUCAGGAGCUAGAGAUCAGAGUAAAGGCUACUGCAACCUUCUCAAGGAUCAGUGAUGUGGUCUUUAGUGGACCUCUGAAUAGCACAAAGGAGACCACCACCACUGGGGAGUAUGUGAUCAACUGGACACCAACGUCAGAGAAUUAUGGCCAACAUUUUCCAAUUUGCUUCAUUGCAGAGGGGCAAAAUGGGUCCAGGAACUAUCAAUCUGAGAUGAGGUGUGUAAUUGUUGUGGUGGAGGCUGCAGGUCCAAGAGCACAAGUGACCUGUACUAAGGACAAAAUGUCAGUGUCAAUAGAAAGAGCCACUAUUUCGGGUAUUCAUGGAGAUCACUUGCGGCUGAACAACAAUGCUUCCUGUGCAGUUUCUUCCAACGAGACGCAUGUGUUUACAACUUUCUCUCUAAGCGGAUGCGGUACUCAGAUUGAAGAGACUGAUGAACAUAUUUCCUUCAAGAACACAAUUGUUACCUAUGAUAAUCCAAACCACAUCAUAACCAGGAAAAAUGUAUUCGAAAUUGAAGUUAUGUGCAAAUACCAGAAAAAGAGCAGCAUCACCACGAGGUUUGAUGCUCACAGGCCAGCCGUCAACUUCACAGAGAGAGGAUUCGGCUCAUUCAGCUAUCAGUUUGAGUUUUAUCAGUCUGGUUCCUUCAUAAACACAAGAAAUCCCAGCAGCUACCCACUGGAUUACAACGUUGGAGAAAGGAUCUACAUGGAGAUCGCCCCUGUCAGUGUCAUACAAAACACUGAGGUCUUCCUUGAGUCCUGUGUAGCUACACCCUAUGAUAAUCCUAAUUAUCCCAUCUCUUAUCCCAUCAUCACAAAUGGAUGUGGGGUUGAUGAAACUGUUAUCAUCCACACAAGUCACCAGCCCAGUGUAAAGUUCAGUUUGGAGGCUUUCAAGUUCAUUGGACAAUAUGACCAGGUGUUUAUCAGCUGCUUCAUUAUGAUAUGUGAAGCUAACAAUCCCAACACACGUUGCGCUAAGGGAUGCACCAAUGGCACACAGGUUGCACCACCCUCACAUGUUCACAAAAGAGAAGCAGCCAUCCAGACUGACAUCCACUUCAUCUCCCAGGGACCACUGCGGCUGAAGAGGAGUGCAUCAUUUUCUGAUGCCAUCAGCCAAAGCUUGAACAUGAACCUUGUUUUCGUGGCCGGGUGUGUCGUAUCAGUAGUUGCCAUGGUGUGUGGAAUGAUGGUCUACAAAUCCAGGGGAUCAAAGGUCAACUACCAACUUCUGAAAUCAGAUGAGAUUUAAUCAGAUCGGUUCAGACUACAAUGAAAUUAUGGCAAACAGCUAAUUAACAUAUUUUGGUGGCAUGUAUUUCUACAGUUUCUUCAAAAAAUAUUUUUUGGUUUGGGAAUAUUGCAAAAAACAUUUGUUCGGCCUUUUAUGUAUGAUUAAUUGUCUCUUUGUGAACUGCUUGUGGUGUUUACAUGUAUUCUAAUAUAUUAAAUGCACUGAAUAAAAACGGAUAAAUAUA
This is a messenger RNA of Carassius gibelio (silver crucian carp), 1775 nucleotides long. Its product is annotated as CUB and zona pellucida-like domain-containing protein 1. The transcript has 9 exons. Lineage: Eukaryota; Metazoa; Chordata; Actinopteri; Cypriniformes; Cyprinidae. The record is from RefSeq and is a predicted model, not a curated record. The coding region runs from base 62 to 1549 and encodes 495 amino acids.